Xiphophorus hellerii (green swordtail) is the source of this 4543-nucleotide messenger RNA. RefSeq names its product actin binding LIM protein family, member 2 (gene ablim2). The transcript is spliced from 23 exons. Gene Ontology annotation, biological process: lamellipodium assembly; cytoskeleton organization. Bases 301 to 2517 code for a protein of 738 amino acids. The record is from RefSeq and is a predicted model, not a curated record. Lineage: Eukaryota; Metazoa; Chordata; Actinopteri; Cyprinodontiformes; Poeciliidae. Gene Ontology annotation, cellular component: actin cytoskeleton. Gene Ontology annotation, molecular function: actin filament binding.
ACUCCAGCGGCGCUGCUCCACGGUGUUCCCACACCCAGCCUGCGCCUUGUGCUGAGCGCGGGGGGGAACCGGAGCCGCUCCGCAGUGGAUCCCACGCAGGACAUUGUGUUGUUGAUGCGGCUGUUUGUGGAGGUCUGAGCGGCCUCAACAGGCGGGGACAGCCCGGAGUCAUCCCCCUCUCGUCCUCAUCACUGUCUAAGGCUGCUGCUGCUGCUGCUGGCAUCAUCCAUGUAGGGUCAUUGUGGACGGGGAGUUGUUUACUAAGCAUCAUCUGAUUGAAGAAAACAUCUGACUGCUAUCAUGAGCAGCACUGUGUUUCAACAGCAGGCUGUACACAGCACUCUGGAGCAACAGAAGCAGAAGAUGAAACAGGAAGGAGGUGGUGCCGUCGCCUGUCACAACUGUGGGAAUCCCUGUAAGGGGGAGGCUCUCCGUGUUCAGAACAAACACUUUCACAUAAAGUGUUUUGUCUGCAAACUCUGUGGUUGUGAACUUGCCCAAGGAGGCUUCUUUGUGCGCCAAGGUGAAUACAUUUGUACUCUGGACUACCAGAAGCUGUACGGGACCCGCUGCUUCAGCUGCCAGGACUUCAUUGAGGGGGAGGUGGUGUCAGCUCUGGGGAAGACCUACCAUCCCCGUUGCUUUGUCUGCGCCUCAUGCAAGCAGCCAUUCCCAGCUGGUGAUCGGGUGACAUUUAAUGGAAAAGAGUGUAUCUGCCAGAAAUGUACCCAGCCUCUGCCUGCCAACAGCCCGGCACCCAUCCAGGCUGUUCACAACUGCUGUGGUUGUGGGAGGGAGUUCAAGAAUGAACAGUCUCUUGUUGCUCUGGACAAGCACUGGCACCUGGGCUGCUUCAAGUGUAAAGUGUGCAACAAGGUGCUCAAUGCUGAGUACAUAAGCAAAGAUGGGAUCCCCUACUGUGAGAUGGAUUACCAUGCUAUGUUUGGCAUCCAGUGUGAGAGCUGUAAGAAGUACAUCACUGGGAAGGUUCUGGAGGCUGGAGAGAAGCAUUACCACCCCACAUGUGCCCGAUGCGCUCGCUGUGAGCAGAUGUUUGGAGAAGGAGAAGAAAUGUAUCUGCAAGGAUCAUCUAUCUGGCAUCCUCCAUGCAGACAAGCUGCCAAGCAGGAGGAGAAAAGCAAGAAGCAGGUCCGGAUACAGCUCAGUGAUGCCCCUAAUAAGCAGGUGACCCGGACUUCCUCUGAGAGCAUCACUUCAGUUCCUGCAUCCAGUGCCUCUGGCUCACCCAGCAGAGUCAUCUAUGCCAAACUAGGAGAGGAGAUGCUGGACUAUAAGGACCUGGCAGCACUUCCAAAGACAAAGGCUAUCUAUAACAUCGACAGGCCUGACAUGCUUUCCUACUCUCCUUAUAUCAGCUACCCAUCUGAGGAGAGGCACUAUGGAGAGGGUGAUGGGGAGAAGUCACCCCGUCAGCGGAGGCCCUCAAGCCCCAGUUCCAACAGCUCUCUGGGGGGGUAUGGACGGUACACCCCAUCCCGUUCCCCUCAGAACUACAGCAGAGCAGGACCAGAAGUACACAUGGGUGCUAAAUACAGCAGCCUGGCCCGUGAUUCCAGUUCCCUCCCUUCACCUAAACCCUUCCUGGGUGGUGUAAGGAACCCCUCCACCUUGGCAAGGGAUACCUCCUCCCUCCCUGCACACUACUCUGGCAGGGCUGAAGGGAGUGGGGGUGCUGUAGGCAUUGGCAAGUACUCACCAACACCACUAAGUGGCAGUGCAAGCUUGUCUUUACAGCUGAACCCUACAACCCUGGCAAUGCUCCAGCAGCAUAACUACAUCCCUUAUUUCAGAGGGUUCAAACAGGACCCCGUUCCUGGUCCUAAGCCUAGGACAUCCCUGCACCUCAAUUUACCACCUCCCAACGGUAGUGAAAGUGGUCGGAGUACUCCCAGCUUAUCCACCUACUCUGAUGGCAAAUCUCCCUCAUCUACUUCGACAUAUGUGGCUGCUCCCCGGCAUUUCCACAUACCAGAGGCUACAGUCAAAGAUAAUAUCUAUAGAAAACCCCCCAUCUACAAACAGCAUGCUUCUAGAACAUCCUGGCAGGAGGGUGAUGAUAGCAAGAGAACAAGUUGGAUAAUCUUGAAAAGUGAGACUGACGGUGAGAUAGCUCCAGAAGACCUGAAUCCCUGUAAAUCCACAUGCAGUCUCCCCAUGGACACAUCUCAGCCAAAUUUCCCCUACAAUAAAUCUGCAUCAUUACCCGGCUAUGGAAGGAAUGGCAUCUAUAAGGCUGCUGAUAUGGUGGAGGACGACGUGGACCCUGACUCCCACAGCUGGGGAGGCAUGAGAGAUUACAAGAUCUACCCCUAUGAAAUACUAGCAGUGACACAUAAAGUGAAAGUGAAGCUUCCCAGAGAUGUAGAUCGCACCAGACUGGAGAGGCAUUUAUCUCCAGACGAGUUUCAGCAGGUUUUUGGAAUGACACUGGAACAGUUUGACCGGAUGGCCCUGUGGAAGAAGAACGACAUGAAGAAGAAGGCCCGUCUGUUUUAGACCAUCAUUAAAUAAUCGCUGCAACAACUGCAAUCUUUAAGGAAGCAAAAGAUAACGCCUGAAAUAUCAGUAUGCACCUCCUCAGACUCUCCGCUUGUAAAUCUCCAUGUAUUCUGCCUGUGCAGCUACAUAGAGGCGCCCUGUGUGGGAAUGUUUUCACAUAAUUGGGGCAGUAAUAGAAUGUGUAGCUUUUUGUAUGCAGUUCUGUGCGAAUGUUUGAUUGAAAAUCCCACAGAAGAGGAAGAGAAGAUGUGUUUGCAUGGUUUGUGUUUUUCUCCUUGCUUCCUGUGAAGUUCUGUAUCCUCCCCGGUUUUCUCCUGGUGCAUCCAUAAAUUCACAUUUUUAAAAAAUGAAGAACUGCUCUUUCUCAUUCUAGUUGUGGGCCUUCCCCCAGGCUUUACUGUAUGUGGUUCUGGUUGUUUUAUAUGCACCAAAACUUACAUUUUCAAACAUAAGCUGUCUUGUUUUUCUGCCUGUCGUUUGUCCUCUCUCUGUUCAUCGUCUCCUACUUCAAUAUGUUUUUGCUGCAAUGCCCUUUUCUGUCUCUUUGUCCUCUGCCUCCUAACUCAUUAGCUGCGUCUCCAUUGACCACAUAAUCACACAAUUUGACAUUUUGAAAAUAAACUUGCUUAAUCAAAACACACUAAUUUCGAAAAAACUCGAUAAAAAGUUUUGGCACCAGGAUGAGGUGGUUCUUUUGGCCAUAUUGAAAUUGGUUUAUUCUGCAAAACUGCAAUGGAAACACUUUUUUCACAACACACAAGUCACAUGAUCAUGAACAUGAUGUUGCUGCUGGCCCAAACUAUGAAGAAGACAACAGGAAGUAGUUAGUUGGAGUAUUAUGGCAAAGCAUGUUUUUAGUGACUUAUUGAGUGAGCAAACAUAUUCACGUGUGAUUUAAUUGUGUUUCUUAUUUAAUGGAAACAAUGCGAUUGUGAAAUUGAGUUUUUUCAACAUUAGUGUAAUAUCGACAGAGUUUUGCACAAAAACAUAGUUUUUACAUGAAGCCACACAGCUUUGCUCUGUGACUAUGAGAAAAUGCUUGCAUAAUUUUACAUAGUUUUGUAAUGGAAAUACAGAUACAUUGACAAACAAGUUGGAUUUGGUUUACGCCAUUGCCAUUACCUUUAGGCUUAGAAGACAGAGAAGGAGUUAAGAACUGUCUGCGGUGAUGUUGUACUUCUGCAUCAUGUGAUUCUAUUUUUCAUUUUACCUCAUCUUCUUCUAGUCUGAGAGCUUGAUUGGUUCUGAUGCAUUCUCUAAACAUUUCCAAGUUUCUUCUCUUUCUAACCCUUCAAUUAACAACAGGCAGGAAGUGGAUAGCAACCACAUGAGUCAGGAAAUGGUCACAUGACCAGGAAUAUUUUAAUAAGCUAUUUUUGGAAGGAUCUUUAAACUUGUAUUGAGGUGGAGUUGAAGUAAAUUUAAAUUGGAUUGAUGUAAAAUCCAACACUCUGAUGUUGUAUUGUGUCCUCAGCUGGUUUGACAUGAAUUCCUACAUAGAGUCAAACUUCUACAUUUUAAAUGAAUGCCAUCAGCUUGCUUAAUUUUAAUUGGCUAUCAACUAAGGUCACCAUCAGAUCAUAUACAGAAUGUGUGUUUAAGUAAACUGGACAUAUACCAGAUUUAUCUGUCUGUAUACAAGCCUUGGUGUAUCUUUAAGCAUGCAUGAGGAUGGGAAAAUGGGGUUUCUCUACUGACCUCGUAUUAGAAAUGUAUGAAAACAUCAUCAGUGUUUGAAUAUUUUAUAGUCAUAUGAAAUGCCUGAAUUCACUGUUUACGUUUGCUUCUGUAAGGUAUUUAUUUAAAUGCGACUUUAUGGAAGUUAUAUUAUUUUUAAAUGAUUAUGGUGUAGUGUCAAAUGCAUAAGCAUCACGUGAUAAAUUUGAUGACGAGAGACAUAUCACAUUUUGAGUUUCAUCUUAAUGUAUGAUCAAAUGUUUCUCCUGUAGGUCAUACUAACUCCUGUCAUUAUCUUAACACUGAAUUUCUAAUAUCCAUCUGCUAUUAAAGUGCUUUAACCAGA